ACAGACAGCAGACAGCAGUUGUUGUGACAUAUUGUUCUCCCCCGCAGUCAUUGACGGAGGCGAGUCGUUCGUUUUAUUGUUUGUCAUAAGUUGACAUGUCGUUGUAGAACAUAAAUCAAAGUCUGUAGGUCUAGUGCAUUGAAGUGUUUAUUUCUUUAGUCGCUAGUUUCCUCACAGUAAGAAUGGAUGAACUGACUGCUAACUCUCACAGAUUGGUUCACCUUGAUUUAAAGGGAGCACCACCCAAGCUCUCGUAUCUUGAGAAGCUUAUUCCACUUUUUAAGCAAUGGGGUGCUACAGGGCUGCUUAUAGAGUGGGAAGAUACUUUUCCAUUUCACGGAAGUUUAGGAGUUGUUGGAUCUAAGAAGGAAUCUGGUAGACCCUAUACUGAGGAUGAAAUAAAACGAAUCCUGUUCUUGGCCAAGGAGUGCGGACUUUCGACCAUCCCAUUGGUUCAGACUUUUGGUCAUUUAGAGUUCCUCCUUAAACACGAAGAAUGGAGAUGCCUACGAGAGGUGUCAAGAUAUCCCUCAUCAGCUUGUCCAUCACAUCCUAACACACAAGACGUUAUUUGGGAACUGGUGAAACAAGUGAUUGAUUUUCAUGUAGAUAAUUCAGAUCUUCAGUAUCUCCACAUAGGGGCAGAUGAGGUUUGGCAUCUAGGACUGUGUGAAAUGUGCUUACAACGCACAGGAAACACCAUAGAAGGCAGAGGAGAAUUAUUUUUGGACCAUGUUUUAUCUAUUGCAAGAAGAAUUAAGGAGACUUAUUCCAAAUUAAAACUUAUUAUGUGGGAUGAUAUGCUCAGAAGCAUCCCUAAUGCAGUUCUUAAAAAUUAUGAUCUUGGACAAUAUGUGGAGCCUAUGGUGUGGCUGUAUUUUUCAGCAGAAGCUUUUCAACUUCCUGAUGGACUCUGGGAAAAAUAUAGUUCAGUAUUUUCUUCAGUUUGGAUAGCUUCUGCCUAUAAAGGAGCAACAGGCAGUUGUCAGCAGCUACCUAUCUUACCUCAUCAUGUGUCAAACCAUGAACGCUGGCUGAAGGAACUCCCCAUUAUUUCAUCUAAAUUUGACACUUUCCGAGGCAUAGCAUUAACUGGAUGGUCUCGGUAUGAUCACUAUGCAACAUUAUGUGAAAUGCUGCCAGUUUCUCUACCCUGUUUAGCAAUAUGCUUACGCACAUGGCUGAAUAAUGGGUUUUCUAUGCAAGAUCUUCAAAGUGUUGCAAGAGCUUUAGGAUUUUCAGACUCUGUUCUUAUGGGGAUGGACUCUCUUCCAAGACCGAGACCGAUUCCAGCUGAACUGUCAUUUCCUGGCUGGAAAGCUCUAUCAAGCAUGGAGUUGUUUUGUAAUCUGGAGCAUCAAAGCCGGAUCCACCUUGAUAGUAGCCAGAUUAAAACAUGGUUGAAUCCAUGGCAAAUCAAAAAUAGCUUUGGAAAUCCAAUGCAUAUCGAAACCUUCAUUCCACCUCUGACCCAACUACUUGUUGAACUUGGAAAUGCAGAAAGAUUUUUACGAGAAAGUUUAGAGCCUCUCAUCUAUCCAGUUGCAAUAGAGGAAUGGGUUUCGACUUGGAUUGAUCCCCUGCGAGAGCAGGUUCAAAAGCUUGUGGAUGAUGCCCGAGCACAGCUUAAAACUGAAGGUCAAGGACAGGAGAAUACUUCCAGUGAUAAACAACUUUUGUGAUGAACUUUUUUAUUUAUUUUUUGACCUAGAAUCUGUCUAAUAAAUGUGAGAAAAAGGUA
Messenger RNA from Frankliniella occidentalis (western flower thrips), 1741 nucleotides. Its product is annotated as hexosaminidase D-like. The record is from RefSeq and is a predicted model, not a curated record. Gene Ontology annotation, molecular function: hexosaminidase activity. Gene Ontology annotation, biological process: carbohydrate metabolic process. The transcript has 11 exons. Lineage: Eukaryota; Metazoa; Arthropoda; Insecta; Thysanoptera; Thripidae. Bases 183 to 1682 code for a protein of 499 amino acids.